AUGUAUCAUAUCGAAUCCAAUCCUUCUUCACCGCGCCGCGCGACCAGCUCCGGGUUGACAGAGGGGCGCGAACUGUUUGUUUCCGUUGAAGUAUACGUACCGAAUAAAGGGGCGGGUAGUAGCUCGCGAAGAGCUCUGGGGCAGAAGAAGAAAUCGGACGGCAAACUCGACUUCUUACGACCGCUCGCUGAGGAAGGACAGCGCAAGCUUAAAGAGAAGUCCAGUUGGCUCAACCUCACCCGGAACUCGACCGUUGCCGGCCAAUGGCGCCCGGCAACAUGUAAACUCUCGGAAGAGGGGGACAGUUGCGUAUUGCGCGUAUAUCUCGAGGAGACAACUCUUUGCCAUACAAUCCAAAUACAUCUCCUGAAUCACACCGAUAUUCGACAUGCCGAUAAGUCACUGUUUUGUCGAAGGAGUUGUUUAGGCAUCCACUGUGUCCCAGGUCAGCGAUGGUCGUCUGCUGGAGCCGACGCUCCGGUGUAUCUCUAUUUUGCCGAUACGGAUACACUCGAUAUCUGGACUGCGCUGCUGCGAUCGUAUGCGAUGCCAGAGAUUUAUGGCCGUCCAUUUUCUGCGGAGGGCGGGCUAUACCGGAUGUGGCGUGAAGCCAAACUUACCGUCAUCCAGGGGCGCAAGUUGGGCGUCAUGUCUUCCGGCUUUGGUGCAAGCAAGGGCGGAUCGAGCUCGGGCCCAUCUUCUGACAUUUCGCCGGAGUCUCCUCCACUCCAUGGCGUCGACAUGGAUGUCUUCUGCGAGAUAUACAUCAACGACACACUAGGAGGACGCACUACCGUCCAGAACGCCGUCGAUGGACUGCAUUACAAGGAAACAUUCUCGUUUUCGGACAUGCCCCCGUUCGACAACCUCACGAUCGUUGUUUUUCGUGAAAGGCGGUUAUCAAAGCCGGUCGAGGUCGGAACUGUGGAUAUCGUUCUCGCCAACUUCCGACGUGGAGAUAGGAUCGAUGGAUGGUGGCCUUUGUUGCGGGGAGAACCCGGCUCGACACAAGCUCAAGUUGGCGAACUGCAACUCUCAGUGCAGGUCGAUGAAGAGAUCAUACUUCCUUAUAGCGCUUACACUGAACUGCACGAUGAACUCAAUUCACGCAAUUGUUUGGAUUGGAUAGCGGAUCUGAGAGCGCAUCAACAACACAAUAACCUAUGUCGGGCCAUGAUAGCCCUGGCAAGAUCGCGGGACGUGUUGAUAGAUCAGAUCAUGGAGAUGGCCUCUCGGGAGGUGGAGGACAUCACAUUAGCUUCCCAGAAUACUCUCUUCAGGGCGAGCACCGCUCUUUCGAAGACUAUGGAACUGAUAAUGCUUGACACUGGUCACUCCUUCUUGGAGGCCAGUGUGGGUAAGACUAUCCGUCGCCUAUGCUCCGAGAAAGUGGCUUUAGAUAUGGAUGAAGGGCAAACAAAAACUGCUAAAGAAAUGGAACGGUCCUCCGAUGCGCUCGCCGAUUGGUGUCAGGAACUCUGGGAUCAGAUAUAUAGGAACAGAACAGGGUGCCCUCAUGAGCUGCGCCGUGUGUUUGAACACAUCCGAUUGCGGGUCGGACAACGCGUCCAGGCGCAGCCAGGCAUAGACGGAUAUCCAACUAACGACGCCUUACACGCCGUAAGCGCGUUCUGCUUCCUGCGUUUCAUCGUCCCUGCCAUUCUUAACCCCCAUCUCUUUGGUCUGAUCCCUGGACUUCCUGAGUUGGCUGUGCGGAGAAGUUUGACACACAUCGCCAAAUAUAUCCAAACGCUAGCCAACCUCAAGAUGUCGUUUUCGAGGAACGACAGAAUGCCUCGUGUCAAGACAUUCAUCAGCGAAAGCCUCCCCCAGAUGAAGGAUUACAUUCUAUACAUCUCGACACCAGUGCUCGAGCAACGCAAGCCGUCGAUUAUCCCAGGUACUGCUAGCGCUGUCCACGGGCGUACGCACGCUCUUCACGUUCUCCGCGAGCGCCGUCAAUCUUUACCGAUGCUUGCACGCGAGGCAAUCUCACACCCCACUUUGUUCCUUGAUGUGCCCAAGCACCUAGCCGUUGUCAGUUCGGCGGUGAUCAGACAAACGCAAACAACCGCCUCGACCAUCGACAGCAGAUCGAGGCAUGAGCCCGUGAUUGCGCUUCGCGCUCGUUGUUUCAAGGUUGAGGAACGCGCCCUGAGACAAGUCAACAAGCUCGCAAAUCUAUCGAGGCGAUCGCCAGGAAACGUCUCUAUUCUUACCUUGCCCAAUCCUGGUUACCCUUCGCAUCCCCCACGGCAGAAGGCGCCAUCUUCCGCCGCCCGAGACGCGACCACGCGCGGCAGCCCUCGUUCGCGCAAGCUGUCUCGCCCAUCUACAGCACCAUCUGCCAGUGGAAGUGAACUCUCAUUACCUCGGGACAACGGUUUGCAGCUUCCGGGAUCCUCACUCAUUUCGCAACGACGGGACUCAGAACCAAAGACGGCCAUCAGUUCUGGACCUGACACCACCGACGCGCUCGUUCCGCCGAGGGCUGCUUUCGUGAGGACUUCGCACCAGAAAGCGGCAUCGACCGAGUCGGCCUUGAAAUGCGUGGAAUCCGCAGACGAAGGAUUGUCCUCUCAUAUAAGCAAUUCGUUAGUGCCUGAUGAUGCCAAUCGAAAGAAGAAGAAUCUUUUCCGCGGAAUAUUGUCGCGGCGGUGA
This is a messenger RNA of Punctularia strigosozonata HHB-11173 SS5, 2661 nucleotides long. RefSeq lists its product as uncharacterized. Gene Ontology annotation, biological process: regulation of GTPase activity. NCBI's taxonomy places the organism in Eukaryota, Fungi, Basidiomycota, Agaricomycetes, Corticiales, Punctulariaceae. The record is from RefSeq and is a predicted model, not a curated record. The transcript is spliced from 11 exons. The coding region runs from base 1 to 2661 and encodes 886 amino acids.